CCGCGGCGAGCGGCGGCGGUGCCGGGGAGCCGCGCGGGGCCCGUGCGAGUGCCGGCGCCGGCCAUGGGCGUGUGCGUGCGUGCUGUGCUGCGGGUGCUGGUGCUGCAGGCGGCCUGGGCUCUGGGCGGCGGCCAGCUGCGCUACUCGGUGCCGGAGGAGGCCGAGGGCGGCACGGUGGUGGGUCGCCUGGCGCAGGACCUGGGCCUGGAGGCGGGCGAGCUGGAGGCGCGUCGGCUGCGGCUGGUGGCGAAGGGCCGGCGGGCGAGCGUGGAGGUGAGCGGGGCGAGCGGGGCGCUGGUGGUGAGCUCGCGGCUGGACCGGGAGGAGCUGUGCGGGAAGAGCGCGCCGUGCGCCCUGCGCCUGGAGGUGCUGCUGGAGCGGCCGCUGCGCGUCUUUCACGUGGAGCUGGAGGUCACCGACAUCAACGACAACGCGCCGCUCUUCCCCGCCGCCCGCAAAAACCUCAGUGUCGCGGAAUCCUUAACGCUGCCGGGCUCGCGCUUCCCGCUGGAGGGCGCGUCGGACGCAGAUAUCGGAGCCAACGCGCAGCUCUCCUACAAACUCAGCCCGAGCGAGCAUUUCGCUCUAGAAGUGAUAUCUAAAGACGUAAAGAAAACAUCCGUAGCACUCGUGGUAACGAAGGCUCUGGACCGGGAGGCGAUGCCUGUGCACCGGCUGCUGCUGACGGCGAGUGACGGGGGCAGACCGUCGCUGUCGGGCACCAUGGAGCUGGUGGUCUCGGUGCUGGAUGUGAACGACAACGCGCCCGAGUUCAACCAGUCGGUCUAUAAAGUGCAGUUACCCGAGAAUUCACCUCCGGCAAUGGUGAUUCUUCACCUAAGAGCGGCAGACAAGGACGAGGGAAUUAAUCAAGAGGUUUCUUAUGCCUUUAGCGACACUACUGCUGCCAAAGUGAAGGAUCUGUUCAGAAUAGACGCGAAAUCAGGGGAACUAAGUACUGUAGGGAAACUGGACUUUGAGGACGUAGAAUCGUAUGACCUGGAGAUCGAAGCGAGAGACAAGGGUUCUCCUUCGUUGUCGGGACACUGCAGAGUGGAGCUGGAGGUGCUGGACGUGAACGACAACGCGCCGGAGGUGUGGGUGACGUCGCUGUCGGUGCCGGUGCCGGAGGACGCGGCGCUGGGCACGGUGGUGGCGCUGCUGAGCGUGUCGGACCGGGACUCGGGGGCGAACGGGCGCGUGCGGUGCGCGGUGUGGCCGGCGGCGCCGUUCGGGCUGGUGGCGACGUUCGAGGGCUCGUACUCGCUGGUGCUGCGGGAGGCGCUGGACCGAGAGCGGGUGGCGGAGUACGAGGUGGAGGUGCGGGCGGAGGACGGCGGGGCGCCGCCGCUGCGCGCCAGGCGCGGGCUGCGGGUGCCGGUGUCGGACGUGAACGACAACGCGCCGGCGUUCGCGCAGGCCGUGUACACGGUGCUGGCGCGGGAGAACAACGCGGCGGGCGCGGAGCUGGCGCGGCUGUGGGCGCGGGACCCGGACGAGGCGGACAACGGGCGCGUGAGCUACUCGCUGGCGGAGGGCGUGGCGGGGGGGGCGUCGCGCUCGGCGUCGAGCUACGUGUCGGUGGAGGCGGAGAGCGGGCGUCUGUGGGCGCUGCAGCCCUUGGACUACGAGGAGGUGCAGGUGCUGCAGUUCGAGGUGCGCGCGGUGGACGCGGGGGAGCCGGCGCUGUGCGGCAACGCCACGGUGCAGCUCUUCGUCGUGGACGAGAACGACAACGCGCCGGCGCUGCUGCCGCCGGCGGGCGGCGGCGCGGGGCCCUGGGCGGGCGGCGCGUCGGGGUCGGCGUCGGCGGGGCCGUCGGCGUCGGCGUCGCUGUGGGCGUGGGCGGCGUGGGGGUGGCCGGCGGGGCAGGUGGUGGCGAAGAUCCGCGCGGUGGACGCGGACUCGGGCUACAACGCGUGGCUGCGCUACGAGCUGCGGGAGCCGCGGGGCAAGGGCGCGUUCCGCGUGGGGCUGUACAGCGGCGAGGUGAGCACGGCGCGGGCGCUGGAGGAGGCGGACGGCCCGGGGCAGACGCUGCUCAUCGUGGUGCGGGACCACGGCGAGCCGGCGCGCUCGGCCACGGCCACGCUGAGCGUGUCGCUGGGCGAGGGCGGCGAGGCGGCGCUGGCGGCCGGCGCGGGCUCGCCGUCGCUGGGGCUGCGGCCGGCGGCGGGCGCCGAGGGCGGCGGCGGUGGGGCGGCGGCGACGGCGACGAACGUGUGGCUGGUGGUGGCCAUCUGCGCGGUGUCGAGCCUCUUCCUGCUGGCGCUGGUGCUGUACGGGGCGUGGCGGUGGGCGCCGCGGGCGGCCGUGCUCUCGGGGCCCGGGCCGGCGACGCUGGUGUGCGCCAGCGAAGUGGGCAGCUGGUCGUACUCGCAGCGGCAGAGCCGGAGCCUGUGCGUGGCGGACGGCGCGGGCAAGAGCGACCUCAUGGUUUUCAGCCCCAACUUCCCGCCGCCCGCCGGCGGCGCGGCGAAGGAGACGCCGCAGGAUCCGCCCGCUCUGCUGGACACGGUCAGUGGCACUUUCUUUUCUCCUCCCCUCCCACCCUUCCGCCUGCCCUGA
Molecule: messenger RNA, 2568 nt
Organism: Rhea pennata
Lineage: Eukaryota; Metazoa; Chordata; Aves; Rheiformes; Rheidae
Product: protocadherin alpha-3-like
Exons: 1
Coding region: 64-2568 (834 amino acids)
Biological process (GO): homophilic cell-cell adhesion
Cellular component (GO): plasma membrane
Molecular function (GO): calcium ion binding
Source: RefSeq, a predicted model, not a curated record